UCCAAUCACAGCUGAUCACAUGUAAACAGGGAAAUGGGACAUGUACACUGAUCAUCAGGGCACUGAUGAUCAGUGUGCCCUGAUAAUCAGUGUGGCCCCAGAAGUGCCACCUGUCAGUGUCCAUCAGUGCCAGCAGUCAGUGCUCAUCAGUGCCUCGUGCCAGUGCCCAUCAGUGCCACAUAUCAGUGCCUACCAGUGCACAUCACACAUAUCAGUGCCCAUCUGAGCUGCCUUUCAGUGUCACCCAUCAGUGCCAGUCAGUGCCACCUAUCAAUGCCAAUCAGUGCCACCUAUCAGUGCUGCCAAUCAGUGC
Messenger RNA from Staurois parvus, 313 nucleotides. The record is from the annotation of a GenBank genome assembly. Lineage: Eukaryota; Metazoa; Chordata; Amphibia; Anura; Ranidae.